Erinaceus europaeus (western European hedgehog) is the source of this 2573-nucleotide messenger RNA. It is a transcript of the gene ZNF705D, whose product is annotated as zinc finger protein 705D. Bases 560 to 1525 code for a protein of 321 amino acids. Gene Ontology annotation, molecular function: DNA-binding transcription repressor activity, RNA polymerase II-specific. The transcript is spliced from 6 exons. The record is from RefSeq and is a predicted model, not a curated record. Gene Ontology annotation, biological process: negative regulation of transcription by RNA polymerase II. NCBI's taxonomy places the organism in Eukaryota, Metazoa, Chordata, Mammalia, Eulipotyphla, Erinaceidae.
UAUUCCUGGGAUUUUGCUCCUGAGCUUUGGGACUAUUCCUUCUGUGCUUGUGUUUAUCUAUGCUAUUAAGGAUAUGCAAAUAAUUUUAAGAACAGCCCCUUGAUUAUGGAGUAUACUUAUAAGCUCCUUCUUAAAUUUUUACUUUAUUUAUUUUGAGUCAGAAAUCAAGAGAGGAAAGGGAGGUAGAAGGAGAGAGAGAUACCUGUAGCACCAUUUCACUACUCAGAAGCUUUUCUCUGUGCGAGUGAUUUGAUCUUGGGUCCUUGCUCAUUGUGUACUUAACUGGUUUCACCACUGCCCCCUUGCCCCCCUCCCCCUUUUUAUGCCAGGACACUGCAUGUAUCUGCGUGCUCAGUUCUAAUUUAUGGUGGUAUGGGGGGAUUGAACCUGAGAUUUUGGAGUCUCAGGCAUGAAAGUCAUUUGCAUAACCAUUAUGCUAUCUUCUCACCUCUUGGGAUAUACUUAUACAGUGAAGACUCUAAAGGUUUUAUGUUGCUUAAUGUUUGGAUUAUCUGUGAGUGAAAACCACACAGACAAUUGGUAACUUCAGUUGUUGACAAUGCAGCCAUUGGAAUCGGUAACAUUUGAAGAUGUAGCUAUAGAUUUCACCCAGGAAGAGUGGGCCCUAUUGAACAUAUCUCAGAAAAGUUUAUUCAGAGAUGUGAUGCUGGAAAAUAUCAGUCAUCUGGUUUCCAUGGGUUAUCAGCAUUCUAAAUCAGAUGUGCUUUUACAUUUGGAGCAAGAAGACCUAUGGAGUGAAGUAAGCAGAUUUCUUCAAGGUCAGAGUCUAGGCAGGGAAAAUGCCCUUAAAGAACAAGAAAUGGUUACCAAACAACAUGGUAACAGAAAGGAAACAUCUAAAGCCAAGCCAGUGCAGACAUCUCACAUUCCAGAGAAGCCCACUGAAUGUAAUGACAUAGGAGAAGAUAUUAACCAUAUUUCCACAUUUAGUCAGCAUUUGAUAACUAAUAUGAAAAAGAAACUGUCUGUAAACAAGCAGUGUAAAAAGUCCUUCAGUGACAAGUUUUACCUUAAUCAGCAUAAGCAGAUUAACAAAAGAGGUAAAUCAUGUGAGUGCCAUCUAUGUGGGAAAGCGUUUAGUAAUUACUCUAGCCUUAGAAGACAUGAGAUGACUCAUACUGGAGAGAAACCAUAUGAAUGCCAUAUCUGUGGGAAUGCUUUUAUUCAAAGUUCUGACCUUAGAAAACACAAUCUAACGCACACCGGAGAAAAACCAUAUGAAUGUCACCUAUGCGGCAAAGCCUUCAGUCAGUCUUCUAACCUCAGACAACAUGAGAGGACACAUACUGGAGAGCAGCCAUAUGAAUGCCCUCAAUGUGGAAAAGCAUUUAGUAAAUGUUCUGCUCUUAGACGGCAUGAGAGAACUCAUACAGGAGAGAAACCAUAUGAGUGUCAUCAAUGUGGGAAAGCUUUCAGCCAGUGUUCUGCUGUUAGACGGCAUGAGGGAACCCAUACUGGGAAGAGAAUUUUGAAUGCCUUCAGUAAAUAUUCUGGUCUGAGAUGAUAUGGCAUUAUAAUUGUAAUGAAUGUGGAAGAAACUUCAAUCUAGGUUUAAUAUUAAAACACUCCAGAAGGACUCACACAUAGAAGAAAGUCUUCAACUGGUAGAUCUUUUUGUCAUCCUUAUGCAUUUAAUAUACACAGAAGUGAAUCAUUACGUAUGAUAUUCCUGUGGCAAGACCUUGAGUCAGUCUGACCAGAUAUGAUGAGAGGACUCAUACUAUGUAUAUAUGUAUGUAUAUAGACACAUAUAUAUGUGCAUAUAUAUUAAUAUAUAUGUACAUGUGAGUAUGUACAUAUAUAUGUAUAUGUAUAUAUAUAUAUAUAUAUAUAUAUAUAUAUAUAUAUAUAUGUAGAGAGAGAGAGAAGACAUCUACAGUAACAGCUCUAAACUUGAAACACACUACAAGAUUCCAUAAGGGAGAAACCCUAGACUUAUAAUCAAUGUGGGAAUGCUUUUAUUUAUAAUUCAUAGUGAAACAACAUGAACAGACUAUACUUCAUAUAAUUUCUAGGUUUAUAAUCACUGUAAACAAAUACUUAGCCACAAUGAAUGCAUAAGAAAAAUAUAGUGAAGGGGUAUUUUAAAACAAGAUGUAAAAACAUGAAGACAUAUGAGAAAUAUCAAGUAAUAUAUGAGAAAUAAUUCAUGAAGUAACAAGAAGUACUUUAUUCAUAAAGUUGCACAUUUGAAACAAAUGAGGAUUCAAGAUAAUACAAAAAAAGAGUCAUUAAUGAAGGGACGUAUUCAGUGAUUAUUGAUUUCAUAGUUAACAUUAAGUUUCUCUGCUAAGAAUAAUAUAGUCUUAAAAUUAAAGUGGAGAAAUCUUCAGUUAGAUCUCACAUCUGAAAACAAUGAAGGAAACAAUCUUAGAUAGUAUUUAAUUUAGAAUUUUGAGGAAGUUUACUUCACAGAGGAAUAACACAAAUUCAAAAUAAAUGAUAGGGGAAUCCUUAAUGCAGGAUUAUUUAUGAAAUUUGAUUCAACUUUCCCAAUCAUUAAUUAUAAAUAUAUAUAUAUAUAUAUAAUAAAGCCUAUUGAUGAAUAAUUU